Capsicum annuum is the source of this 1118-nucleotide messenger RNA. RefSeq names its product stress response protein NST1. Lineage: Eukaryota; Viridiplantae; Streptophyta; Magnoliopsida; Solanales; Solanaceae. The record is from RefSeq and is a predicted model, not a curated record. Bases 156 to 746 code for a protein of 196 amino acids. The transcript is spliced from 2 exons.
AGACUAAUCUUUCGUUCCUUCAACCAGUACAUUUUACGGUAUGAAAACAUGUUUGCUUCAUUGGCCGUUUUGAUCAACUUUUACACAUAUUCAAACACACUUUGUAUUUCAUAACAACUUAAAAUAUUUUCAAUUGCAUUACUCAACAUAAAAAAAUGUCACUUUCCCGGCAGCUCCUCCGUAAAACCCCGACGGCCCAAACCCUAAAUGCCCCUUUCCGAUCAAUCUCCACCGGCGGUGCCGUCGUAAAAGGCCACCACAACAACCACCAGAACAACCACGAAUUCCUCCCACCUAACGACUACCUAAAUUCAUGGACCACACCAAAGAAUCCUAAGGAAGCAGAAGCGAAACUGGCUCGAUUACGACGCGAAUAUGCGAAGAAAGUGAAGGAGGUAAGGAAAGAGUAUAUAGAAGAAAUGGAGGUUAUGAGGAUUGAGAAAAUAAGGAAAGAUGAAGCGAAAAAGGAAGCGCAAAGGAUUGCUAAUGAAGAAAGGAAAGUUGCGAAAGCUGCUGAGAAGAAAGCAAAAGCGAAGGAAAGAGAAGCUGCUGAAGAAGAGUUUCGUAAAACCUUGCUUAAAGAAAGACAGGAAAAGCUUGAAUACUGGAGGAUGAGGGAAAAGAACUUCGCGGAGAAGAAGAAAGAGAAAAACAAUCUUCUUCGAAGGCAAAGUUCAAUGUGGAUUGAUGAAAAAGACUUGGAGCAGAAGUCAGCUGAAGCUAUUGCUGUCGGUGUUCAACUUUGAAUUGUCUUCUUUCUCAAACAAUUUUGGUUGAAAUGUUGUGUUAUUUGGUAGAACUCUUUUGAAUAAAUUCGAAAAUGUGUAACUUGCUACUUGGAUAGGAUUUCUCACCCUUCCCACUGGGAACAUUUGAAGAAAUUGACUAUGUUCUUGGAUAGCCAAAUUUGGCAGAAAAUUCUGUAAAACAGACUUUGGAUCAAAUUCCCCCACAUUUGUGGUAUCUUAUGAACUCAGAAUUUAGCCGAGGGUCUCUCGGAAACAUCCAUAUCCAUGAGGUAGUGGUAAAGUAUGUGUACCCAAAUGUAGACUUCACUUGUGUAUGAAAUUGAAUGUUGAUUGAAAUCUUUAAGAUUAACAGGCCGUGUGUUGCUUUUA